AUGACAUUCGCUCAUAUUGUCUACAGUAAAUUGAACUCGAACGAUAAUGCUGUGGUUAGUUAUCUUCCAUCCACCAGUUAUCAUCCGUUUAUCUUUGUGGUGCUGGAUUCAAAGGACUGGAAUGUAUCGACAGCUGUGCUCCUUCUCAGUGGUUCAAUGACUGCUCCAAGAAAUUUCAAAGAUAUCGAUGUUGUUGGAGUUCUUAUGUUAGUACUCUUUUUGGUGAACUUAAACCUUCGCACUUUCUGUAUCACCAUCCUCUUCAGCUGCCACUGCGAUGGUGGAGACCCUUGCGAUCAAGAGAAUGGCCGUUGCCCGAACGGGAGAUGCUCACCCGGUUGGAAAGGCGCACCAAUCUGUGAUGAGGAUGAGGAUGAGUGCGAACUAGAUGACGUUUGCCCGUCUGCUCAGCCAGACUGCUUGAACACACCUGGUUCGUAUCUUUGUAUUUGUUUCGAAUACGACGAAGCGAACAAGAGGUGCAAAGGUGAGAAGAAUUUAUUAUUGAUUGUCUAGUC
Messenger RNA from Cylicostephanus goldi, 518 nucleotides. The record is from the annotation of a GenBank genome assembly. NCBI's taxonomy places the organism in Eukaryota, Metazoa, Nematoda, Chromadorea, Rhabditida, Strongylidae.